Cylindrotheca closterium is the source of this 1248-nucleotide messenger RNA. The record is from the annotation of a GenBank genome assembly. Lineage: Eukaryota; Bacillariophyta; Bacillariophyceae; Bacillariales; Bacillariaceae.
AUGUGUCUACCAACAGAAGAAAUCCCAAAGCAGCAGCAGCAGCAGCAGCAGAAGUCCAAGAAAUUUGAACUAAAAGCGUGGCAAGAGGGUGGCAUUUCAUCCUUUGACCAAACCUGCUACGCUGAUUAUUGGGACGACGAAACGAUUGUCCCAUCCAUUCCUAUUUCUUCUUCUGGCGAUACGAUGGAUCCCUUUGACUUUGGUCAUCGCAUGGCGCUAGGGAAAUGUUUGAUCAGGAACACCGCUGGAUCCAAAUCUAAUUGUUGGGGAGAAAAGAACUAUUCUGAAAAACAUUGGUAUUGGGCCUAUUUGGCACAGUUGGACUGGCAAUGGAGGACUGGACGAUUGUCCUACUCUGGUGGAUCUACAAUUGCACCCAAAACUACCACCAAUCUUCCUACUACCAUAAUAUCGACCGCAGCAUGGUAUGGAAACAUGAAUGCCAAUUUUUCUGUUGCCGCCUAUAUGGGAGCCAUGAAGGCAAAUCUCGUUCCUUCUAUCAAAUUGGAUACCUGGCGUAAAAAUAUUGAAGAGGAUCCUGGAUUCCAAAUUUGCGUCGAGGUUUGGUAUGAGUUUUGGAUUGGACCUCAUGCCAAGUAUCUAACUACCAUGGAAAGCAGCGCCGCCGCUAGUCAGGAAGAGCAGGAUGCCGAAACAAAAGAAACCUUGGAACGAGAAGCGCUCAUCGAAGUGUACCGAGCACUUUGGGAAGCCCAUACGGAUAUCAUUCAUGCUGGUGUCGAACAUAAUCGGCAAGAAGAAGCCUUGUUACCAGAACCGGAACGUAAGUUUGCCAUGGGAUGGUGCCACAUGGUCGAACUCUUUGCGGCCAUGGGAUACACCCUCUUGUCGUUGGAGGCCCUCAUGGUAAAUGGGGCAGGUUACCUUCCGUCGCAAGUCUUGCUGGACGAAUCAGUGUUGGAGCAUUUGAAGAAAAACAAACCCGAUGAAUACCAGCAAACCAUGCAAGUGAUGGAUCUGUACAAUGCCACGUCACUCCAAUUGGAUUCCAUGUGCGGAUUCUUUCGACGAUUGACACGAUGGGAAUGGGAACGUCAGCAAAUGCCCAUUACCUUGAAGAUAUUGAAUAAGGGCGCGGUAGUCCCCAAGACGAAAUUGCUGCUACGCAUCUUGACCAAGAUUAUAAUCCCACAUCCUACCAAGAGUACCUUGAUGGAACGGAGCCUCUUUGCAGCGGCAGCAGCAGUUGCCACUGGAGCUUUGUUUAUGAAACAAUCGGCAAAGUAA